AUGACACUUGCUUCUAAGGUACUAUUCGCAGCUCUGGCGGCUGGGGCUCUUGCCCAGUCAGCCUUGAAAAUUCAAGUGACAAAGGACACCACCCAUGCGAUUCCUUCUACUCUGUAUGGGUAUAUGUGGGAGGAUAUCAACCACAGUGGCGAUGGAGGCUUAUAUGGAGAGCUCUUACAAAACCGGGCAUUCCAAGCGGUUUCUCCACAUACUUCCGAGGCCCUCACAGCAUGGAGCGCCUAUCGAGGCGCUACCAUUGAUGUAACGAAUAACACUCCUGGAGUUUCGACUGCGUUGCCCAAUUCCCUGCAGGUUGCGGUUCCCACAGGUGUGACUGGGUCAGUUGGGUUCCAGAACUCCGGAUAUUGGGGCAAGUUGUGGAUCAAAGUACAGUCCGGAUGGAAAUAUACCGGGUCGUUGUACGCCAAAUCUGACAGCUAUACCGGAUCCGUCACCGUUUCGUUAGUGUCGGAAUCUGGUACGACUUAUGCAACAAAAACACUUAAAGGGGUAUCGUCCUCGUGGAGGAAGUUUACUUUUGAGUUCAAACCGACAAAGUCAGCUCCGAAUAACAAUAAUUUCUUCCGUGUUACGGUCGACGGAUCAAGCGCGGCCGGAAAAAAUGUUUAUUUCGGGCUGCUUUCUCUUUUUCCUCCCACAUACCGUAACAGGCCAAAUGGAAUGAGAGUCGAUCUAGCAGAGGCUCUAGCCGCUACAAAGCCCGGAGUAUGGAGAUUCCCCGGUGGAAACAAUCUGGAAGGUCAUGCAAUUGAUAGGCGUUGGAAGUGGAAUGAAACUAUUGGCCCGAUCGAGAACCGCCCGGGGCGUUUUGCUGAUUGGGGUUAUCCCAAUACCGAUGGCUUGGGCCUCAUGGAAUAUCUCAAUUGGGCGGAAGACCUUGGUGCGGAACCUAUCCUGGGAGUCUGGGCUGGCCUCUCCAUUGGGGACUACGCCGACCUGUCCACAUUUCCUGUUGUCCCAGAAGCUGAAAUUCAGCCCUAUGUGCAAGAGGUCAUCAACGAAAUUCACUUCAUCACUGGUGACGCGAAAACAAAUGAAUGGGCAAAGUUACGAGCCCAGUAUGGGCACCCGGAACCAUAUAAACUUAAAUAUAUUGAAAUUGGAAACGAAGACUUUUUUGGGGUAGAUACUUAUGUCAAAUAUCGCUGGAGGGCAUUUGUCACAGGAUUGAAAGCUGCCUUCCCCGAUAGUGGAUUUGAGUAUCUUGCGACAUCCCUUCCUGACACGGCCCUUGAUCCUGCAUAUACUUACCUCGAUUUCCAUCAAUACAACACCCCAGAAUGGUUCAUUGAGAGAGCGCUACAGUAUGAUACAUACCCCCGCAAUGGCACACACCUCUUUAUUGGAGAGUAUGCUGUGACGUCGACAAACUCCUCGUGUCUUCUCGGCGAGUUUUCUUGCGGUCGAUUGGAAUAUCCAACAUUACAAGGCGCAGUUGCUGAAGCGGCAUAUAUGACCGGCCUCGAGCGUAAUUCGGAUGUGAUCUUUGCUUCGGCAUAUGCUCCUAGCUUACAGCACAUCAACGGUUGGCAAUGGACACCGGAUAUAAUCACAUUUGAUGCAGGUGAUAUUGUAAAAUCAGCUUCUUACUAUGCGCAGCACAUGUUCUCUACCAACCUCGGCACACAUGUGAUCAAAACUUCGCCUGCACCCAGUGCUGACGUGCCUCUACACUGGGUUGCUAGUCACGAUAUAAAGAACAAGAUAGUUUAUCUAAAGGCUGCCAAUACUGCCAAUUCUUCGUUCAUUGCAUCGUUCGCCUUUGGUUUCCCUCUUGCAGGCAGAUCUUCAAGUAUCACAGUCCUCUCCGCACCGAUGGCCAAUGUAUCAAACACGCUUACCACCACCAAUGCAGUGUUGCCGAAAACGACUAGUCUCAAAGUAGCUUCCGGUAGUACUGUCCUCAAUUACACGUUCCCAGCGUACAGUGUGGCGGUAUUCAAACUUCCAGUUAAUUGGUAG
Molecule: messenger RNA, 1983 nt
Organism: Rhizoctonia solani
Lineage: Eukaryota; Fungi; Basidiomycota; Agaricomycetes; Cantharellales; Ceratobasidiaceae
Product: alpha-L-arabinofuranosidase
Exons: 20
Coding region: 1-1983 (660 amino acids)
Biological process (GO): L-arabinose metabolic process
Molecular function (GO): alpha-L-arabinofuranosidase activity
Source: RefSeq, a predicted model, not a curated record